AUGACACAUCCGGUUCAAGCAGUCAGCUCUGCCAUUGGGGCCGCAGGCUUUGACCCUAGAGCCCAACAGCUGACCUCCCUCUUCCAGGGUGCAAAUGAUGGCCCAGCAAAAGUUGCGGCAAGAAUAACUGGAUUGCAACAGGGGGGAAAGCGAGCUGAUGAUGCACCUUAUUUUACCAAUAAUGAGGGCAUUCCCUUUCCCGACGCGGCGCAUAGCAAGACUGCUGGAGGGCUACCGUUGGUGUCUGAUACGUUCCUACUGCAAAAGCAGCAGCACUUCAACCGCUCUAAGAAUCUUGAGCGGAUGGGACACAUUGCAGGCGGUAGCGGUGCAUUCGGUUAUUUCGAGACCACCAAGGAUAUGUCUUCAUUUUGCAAAGCGCACUUCUUGAGGGGUUCAGGUGUAACAACACCAGUAUUUGUCCGGUUUUCCACAGUCACAUUUGGAAGAGAAUUCCCAGAUUCUGGCAGGAAUCCUCGCGGUUUUGCUAUCAAGUUCUAUACCGGCGAAGGGCCUGAUGUUAUCCGCUCCCAGUCGCGGAACCCUCGAAACUUCCUUCUCGACUAUAAUUCGUUGUUCGAUCUUCUUGCAAAUACUCCAGAGGGGGUCAACGGCGAAGGGAAAUUUGUGUACAUCAAGUACCAUUUCCUGGCUGAUCAUGGACAGCGCCAGUUCACGUGGGACGAAGCUGUCCGCAUGAGCGGGGAGGAUCCCGAUUAUUCAAAGCGGGAUCUGUGGUCCGCAAUUGAAAAUGGAGAAAAGAUCUCCUGGACUGCACAUGUGCAAAUUAUGGAGCCUGAGGAGGCUGAUGCUGUAAAGCUGGGCUUUGAUCCAUUUGACGUAACAAAAGUCUGGCCCAGGGACCGCUUCCCGAUGCACGAAUUCGGCAAGCUUAUACUUAAUAAGAACCCGGAAAACUUUCACAGAGAUGUUGAGCAGGCUGCGUUUUCACCAGGAAGUAUGGUGCCCGGCAUCGAGGAUAGCCCAGACCCGCUCCUGCAGUUCCGGAUGUUCUUCUACCGGGAUGCACAGUACCACAGGAUUGGCAUCAAUUUGCAUCAAGUGCCUGUUAACUGCCCGUUCAUGGCCCAAUCAUACUCGUCGCUCAACUUUGAUGGCCCUCUCCGAGUGGAUGCCAACCACGCAAUGAACCCACAAUACACGCCAAAUAGCUUUGUGCACAAGUUUCGACCUGAUACCGCCGAAGCGAGAUAUCAAACAGCCGACAAAACUGUCGGUCGAGGAUCUCACUUCUAUCACGAGGGAACUCUGUCUGAAUAUGAGCAGCCUCGGGAAUUAUACAAGCGUGUCAUGACCGCCCAAGCAAGAGACCACCUGCACCGGAAUACCGCCGGCGCUCUUCGCUUGGUGGACGACGUAGUCAUUCAGACGAAGUACUUGGCACAGCUGUAUCUCAUUGACCCCGAGUAUGCGCGAGGCGUAUAUGAGCUGCUACCCGAGAAGAAGUUCGAAUUCUCUACCGUCGAAGAAAAAUCGGUUGGUGCGGAGAAGGCGGGAAAGGAACCCAAAUUUCUUCCCGGUUCAGAUUCAGAGAGACUAUUAGGAGUCCCAAUUUCCAGUUCAUACGGCUGA
Messenger RNA from Uncinocarpus reesii 1704, 1593 nucleotides. RefSeq lists its product as uncharacterized. Lineage: Eukaryota; Fungi; Ascomycota; Eurotiomycetes; Onygenales; Onygenaceae. The transcript is spliced from 6 exons. Gene Ontology annotation, biological process: hydrogen peroxide catabolic process; response to hydrogen peroxide. The coding region runs from base 1 to 1593 and encodes 530 amino acids. Gene Ontology annotation, cellular component: mitochondrion; peroxisome; cytoplasm. The record is from RefSeq and is a predicted model, not a curated record. Gene Ontology annotation, molecular function: catalase activity; heme binding.